Messenger RNA from Peronospora matthiolae, 330 nucleotides. NCBI's taxonomy places the organism in Eukaryota, Oomycota, Peronosporomycetes, Peronosporales, Peronosporaceae. The record is from the annotation of a GenBank genome assembly.
AUGGGCUGUCGCGUAACGGUGGGAUUUCGAAACCUUACUGUAACAGCUUCAGGGAGUGCAGAGACGCUCGUAUCAGCCUACGAGCCUCGAUCUCGUGGCCGCCCACAAUGGAUGCCUGGUUUGGAGCUGACAACACAGGAGCAGCUUCUCAGGGACGAAAAAGACGGUACUUACGACGCCUUGACAAUUCAGCAUGACGCGACUCGACAGUCAUCUGUCAAAUCCAAGCAGGCUUUGGUGGCAAUGGGAAAUAGCCGCGGUGGCUUGCGCUUAACAUUCUUUGAGGUUGCUGCCAACGCAGCUGCUUGUGCGCAGCAAACACAAGCCUAA